ACCUGAGAAAGGUUCCAUUAUGCCAGUGGAAUCAUCCCCGGAGGAAGAGGCCCCUCAUCAAUCAUUUCCCACACGAAAACAAUUAAAAUACACCAACCAAAACGGCCCCUCGUAAUACUGACUAAUAUAUUAGGCUUACUCAUUAGUCUCCUCAUUAAUGCUGCUUAAUCUUCUUUCUCGCUACACACGCCUUCUUCCCCUCCUUCCCAAUUUCAGUGUGCAAGGAGAGACAUGAGUCUUAGAAAUUCGCAUUUUAAUGUCAAAAGGACUGUUACUUUUCGAUUGUGCAAUGUGUCCAGUUACAAAACUGAGUUGCUAGAAAUUUCCUCUGAUGAUCCCAAACUUCAUGUUCUCUUUAUUCCUGGGAAUCCAGGUGUUGUAUCAUUUUAUAAGGAUUUUUUAGAAUCACUAUACGAGUUGCUUGGAGGGAGUGCAUCUGUUACAGCUAUUGGGCAUAUAUCUCACACAAAAAAGAACUGGGAGCAUGGCAGGUUAUUCUCAUUACAACAACAAAUUGAUCACAAGGUGGAUUUCAUUGAACAGGAGCUGAAAAAUAUUGGGGUUCCAAUAGUACUGGUUGGGCAUUCUAUUGGUUCCUACAUAUCUAUUGAAACACUAAGGAGGUCUUCUGAGAAGGUUAAAUAUUACAUAGGACUUUAUCCAUUUUUAAUGUUGAACCCUCUAUCAGAGAAGCAGAUUAGUAUCAAGAAAAUUGCAGAGUCCUCCAUUCUGUCUGCUUUGCUUAGUUUCAGUAUAGCAUCAGUGGGAGUGCUACCUAGGUGUGCUUCAAGAACAAUUGUGUCAAACUCUAUUGGGAAGUCAUGGUCUGCUACUGCUGUUAAUGCUGCUUGCAGCCACUUGCUACAGUAUCAUACCUUCCGGAACAUGAUAUUUAUGGCAUUGACAGAAUUUAGAAAGCUUUCGGAAACACCAGAUUGGGCAUUCAUGAGAGAGAAUCGGAGUAAAAUGGCAUUCUUAUUUGGUGUUGAUGAUCACUGGGGUCCACUGGAAAUGUUUGAUGAGAUUGGAAAGCAGGUUCCUGGUAUUGCUUUAUCAGUAGAAAGGGAAGGCCAUACUCAUAGUUUCUGUUGCACUGAGGCUGGUUCAGUAUGGGUUGCUCAGCAUGUGUCGAGCUUGAUAAAGAAUCAAGUGUUAAGCUCAAUCCAAUAAAGUGAGACACCUUGUAUAUUUUUAAACAAUUGGACAGAUGAUGAUAAUUAUUCAUCUCAUUCUUUAUAGUGACAAGUGCCAAUUUAUUUAGUGUAUUUUCUGAAAAAUGACUCCAUUUGUUUAUUUUGA
Molecule: messenger RNA, 1299 nt
Organism: Hevea brasiliensis (rubber tree)
Lineage: Eukaryota; Viridiplantae; Streptophyta; Magnoliopsida; Malpighiales; Euphorbiaceae
Exons: 13
Coding region: 232-1170 (312 amino acids)
Biological process (GO): lipid storage
Cellular component (GO): lipid droplet
Molecular function (GO): lipase activity
Source: RefSeq, a predicted model, not a curated record